ACAACAGCAACUGUGUAGUUUAAACAUUUAAGAGGUCUCUUGUCAUGUUUACUUGUUAACGGGUAGCCAUGGCUUCGGAAAACAUAGAAAUGAAUGGAGAUGCCGACAGAACCGGCGGGGGAGAGGUCCCGCUCAGAGGGCGUUGGCGGCACAGGCAGGAGCCUCUGAAUAUGAACCACUAUGCCAAUAAGAAGAGCGCUGCAGAGAGCAUGCUGGAUAUUGCUCUGCUCAUGGCCAACGCCUCACAGCUGAAGGCUGUCCUGGAGCAAGGACCUGAAUUCAGCUUCUACACCCCCCUAAUCGCCAUCAUCAGCCUCUCCCUCAUCCUGCAGAUCAUUGUAGGAAUCCUUCUCAUCUUCAUCGUGAAGUGGAAUCUGAAUGAUGAGAGUAAGCAGUUCAAGUUAAAUGUGCUCGAGAACAUCACCACUGCCCUUGUCUUCAUCAUCGUCGUUAUAAACGUCUUCAUCACGGCAUUCGGAGUUCAGCGGCCCAACCAAAGAGCCUGACCACAGACCACGAACAGGAAGACCAACCUGCCUGCCAUCACACAGGUAGAAGGGAUAGACAGAUGGAAAUAUAGGAAUCUCUGGAAUGAAGAACAGCAAAUCACCUGUACCUGUCUGAAAGGACAGGUACACAAUAGCCUUUACACAACAACACGUAAAGAAUAUCCGAUUAACAGCCAGGGCUCAAUGUCACUGAUGCAGACACUCCUCCAUUCUUCCUGUAUGUCUCUUUAUGUAACCAUGUGGUCCCACUAAGAUGGAGCCAUUUCUCUCAGGAGAGACACGGUCAUUGGGACAGAAUUAGACAGCAGGAAUGGUGUAAUGGUGUAAUGGGAGGUGCCUGCUCAGUCGAGCAGCGAGCAAGUGAGUAUGUGAAUGAGUUCACUGUAAAAUUCAGAUCACAAUUCUGAAGAAAGAUGGUUAACAGCUCACAUGUCUUUUACAUAGCUUUUACCAGGGGUGUAACAAUACUUUGAUUUGCAUCAAUACGUUGAUACAA
Megalops cyprinoides (Indo-Pacific tarpon) is the source of this 1005-nucleotide messenger RNA. RefSeq names its product ninjurin-1-like. Gene Ontology annotation, cellular component: membrane. Lineage: Eukaryota; Metazoa; Chordata; Actinopteri; Elopiformes; Megalopidae. Gene Ontology annotation, biological process: tissue regeneration; cell adhesion. The transcript is spliced from 4 exons. The record is from RefSeq and is a predicted model, not a curated record. Bases 69 to 506 code for a protein of 145 amino acids.